ACAUUGUGUCUGUCUCAGUGUGUGUACAGUAUUUGUGGUUGUGCAUGAAUUCCACUGUAUGUGUGUGUGUUUGUGUGCUGCAAGACUGUGUAAUUUUUCAAAACCCAAAAGAAGUGACCGACCAUUUUCCCAUCCUGAAACCGCGACUCCUGUCGGGUUCCACACUCUGGUAAAACUCCACUGAAAAUUCUGUGACUUCUCUUUCCCUCUCAGCCGCAGCUUCUUUUCUCUCCGUGGCCCAGGUUGCUCUGCUACUGCCUCCUGCACUCUCCGCUUACAGAGUGACAUCACUGGAGUUUCCCUUCUGCUGAAGCAGCUGCCACGGCAUAAAUACUACAAGCUCUCUGGCAUAAGUUCAUUCUGACACAAUAGCAACACAAAGAGAGAAGUACCACCACAGAGCACUAGAAGCACCCGAAGACACAGCAUCCAGCCAAGUGUUUAGUUUAUAGAUUUUCCUGAACUCCAAGCAGUGAAGUCUCUAAGCUCAGAGUUGUGCACAGUAUGGUGGAAUACACAACUGCACCAGUUGAUGUGGAGAUGGGUGUUGAUGGGAGGACGAUGGUUUUGGUAGAGAAGAAGUCGUCUACAGAGUGGAUAUGGAAGGUGUGCGUAGCCCUUCUCGUUGUGGCCCUUUGUUUGGGCGGCCUCGUGUUGUUUGCUUUCUACUGGAACGGGCCGGAAAUGAUGAUGCAAUCGGGCCAAACACAAGCUCUAAUCUCAAAGGACUCCGCUGAGAAAACAGAUCCCCACUACACUGCGCUGAAGCGAAUCAGCAGCAAAGCCAAAGCAGCCAUCCAUUUAGAAGGUAGCUAUGAUGAAGAAGACGAGAGCUCGAAAAACAAGCUGGAGUGGAAGAACGGCCAAGGCCAGGCGUUCGCUCAGGGCGGCUUCGAACUGGUCAACAACCAGAUCAUCAUCCCUCAGACCGGCCUCUACUUUGUCUACAGCCAGGCAUCGUUCAGGGUCUCCUGCAGUGAUGGCGACGAGGAGGGAGUGGGAAAAUACCUCACGCCCCUCAGCCACAGAAUCUGGCGGUACUCAGACUCCAUCGGCAGCAAAGCAUCUCUGAUGAGCGCUGUGAGGUCGGCGUGCCAAGCCACCACUCAGGAGGACAGUUACAGAGAUGGACAUGGCUGGUACAACGCCAUCUAUCUGGGUGCAGUGUUUCAGCUGAACAAAGGAGACAAACUGUGGACUGAAACCAACCAGCUAUCAGAGCUGGAGACAGAUGAGGGCAAGACUUUCUUUGGGGUGUUUGCACUUUGAAAUGACUCUUUGCUGUGACACUAAUACAGAUACAAAGCUCCGCACAUUUUCACAAGUAUUGGCUUUUUGAACUAUUGUACUUUUUUUAAAGUAUGAUUUAACAUCUUCAUGGUGAUGGAGAAACUUUUAAAUCUCAAUGGAGAUAACAUGACUGAUUUUUAAAUAUCCUAUGAACUGUAACAGUUUGGAACAUUAUUUAUAUUUUAGGCACUUUUUGUACAUUAUUUAUGCAGACCUGAGAUUGUAGUGGACUAGACUUUCUCUGCUGUAUCAAAUGAUGACACAGCUCUUUACUGCAGAGUUAAGGUUCAAGGAUUAUGAGGAUUACAAUUAAAAUCUGUAUGUAUUUAUUUGUAUUUAUUUAUAUUUAAAAUGUCAGGAUUAGGUGUUAAAGAUUAUAUUUAUGUACUUUCUAUGUACUUGAACUUAAUUAAAAAGAAAAAAAAAAUCACGGUAUUGUGUUACU
This is a messenger RNA of Lates calcarifer (barramundi perch), 1735 nucleotides long. RefSeq names its product tumor necrosis factor b (TNF superfamily, member 2) (gene tnfb). Gene Ontology annotation, molecular function: tumor necrosis factor receptor binding. Gene Ontology annotation, cellular component: membrane. The record is from RefSeq and is a predicted model, not a curated record. Gene Ontology annotation, biological process: immune response. NCBI's taxonomy places the organism in Eukaryota, Metazoa, Chordata, Actinopteri, Centropomidae. The coding region runs from base 505 to 1269 and encodes 254 amino acids. The transcript is spliced from 4 exons.